AUGGAAGCAGAAGGCUUGGAUUGGCUUUUGGUCCCCUUGCACCAGCUGGUUUCCUGGGGGGCAGCUGGGGCCAUGGUCUUCGGAGGGGUGGUGCCGUAUAUCCCCCAGUACAGGGACAUCCGGAGGACUCAGAAUGCAGAGGGCUUCUCUACCUACGUGUGUCUGGUGCUCCUGGUGGCUAAUAUUUUACGGAUCCUCUUCUGGUUUGGAAGGCAUUUUGAGUCACCGCUCCUCUGGCAGAGCAUAGUCAUGAUCUUGACCAUGUUACUGAUGUUGAAGCUCUGCACUGAAGUCCGCGUGACAAAUGAGCUGAACGUAAAACGCCGUUUCUUUGCAGCUGCAGAUAAUAAGGAUGAAGAAUUCAAGGUCCCCCCAAGGCGGUCGUAUCUGGACUUUGACCCUCACCACUUCUGGCACUGGAGCAGCUUUGGGGACUACGUGCAAUGUGUCCUGGCCUUCACGGGCGUGGCGGGCUACGUCACAUACCUGUCCAUUGACUCAGCCCUGUUUGUGGAGACCCUGGGCUUCCUGGCUGUGCUGACCGAGGCCACGCUGGGUGUCCCCCAGCUCUACCGCAACUACCGCCACCAGUCCACUGAGGGCAUGAGCAUCAAGAUGGUGCUCAUGUGGACCAGUGGCGACACCUUCAAGACGGCCUACUUCCUGCUGAACGGCGCCCCCUUGCAGUUCUCCGUGUGCGGCCUGCUGCAGGUGCUGGUGGACCUGGCCAUUCUGGGACAGGCCUAUGCCUUCGCCCGCCACCCCCAGAAGCCAGCCCCCCACGUGGCACACCCUGCCAGUGCCAAGGCCCUUUGA
This is a messenger RNA of Odobenus rosmarus divergens (Pacific walrus), 816 nucleotides long. RefSeq names its product PQ loop repeat containing 1 (gene SLC66A2). Gene Ontology annotation, biological process: retrograde transport, endosome to Golgi; phospholipid translocation. The transcript has 5 exons. Gene Ontology annotation, cellular component: trans-Golgi network; endosome. The record is from RefSeq and is a predicted model, not a curated record. The coding region runs from base 1 to 816 and encodes 271 amino acids. NCBI's taxonomy places the organism in Eukaryota, Metazoa, Chordata, Mammalia, Carnivora, Odobenidae.